Acanthochromis polyacanthus (spiny chromis) is the source of this 2503-nucleotide messenger RNA. RefSeq names its product tumor necrosis factor receptor superfamily member 19-like. Gene Ontology annotation, molecular function: protein binding. The record is from RefSeq and is a predicted model, not a curated record. NCBI's taxonomy places the organism in Eukaryota, Metazoa, Chordata, Actinopteri, Pomacentridae. The transcript is spliced from 7 exons. The coding region runs from base 480 to 896 and encodes 138 amino acids.
UGGAGAUCAGGUUCUUCACCUGCACCUCCAAUCAGAGAAGUCAGGAAAUAAUUUCACUGAAGCAGUUUAUUUAACAGAUCAGAACUUUUCAGUGAGCUUCAAGACGUCCAGAACCAGGACCAGAACCAGAACCAGAACCAGGACCAGAAUCAGAAGCAGGAGCAGGACCAGAAUCAGGACCAGAACCAUGACCAGGACCAGGAUGUUACAUGUUGAUGUUUCUGUGCAGCACGUGUGUGUUUCCUUCUGUUGUGUUUGUAACAGGGCUUGACUGUAAACACUCAGCUGAUAACGGAGGUAACUACAGGUCACACACACACACAAACACACACACUCAGCACUCGGCUUUGCUCCCUUCCGGUAUUGGUCUGACGUCGGGGCGUGCUGGUUGUCAUGGUGACCGUAUAAACAGGGAGCGGCUCACGCUCAUAAAAGCCUGCAGGAGUCUCUGCUCUGUCUGAUCUGCGCGAGACGAAGAGAUGGACGGACGUCAGGUGAGCGUUGUGUGUCUACUGCUGGAGAUGAUGGUGAUUGGACGGAACGCUGCGUCAUGUCCUCCCUGUCAACCAGGUUUCUUCUUGGUCCAGAACUGUUCCCUCCGUAGUGGUGGGGGUGGGGUGGGGAUCCGGUGUCAACCUUGCACUGACUGUUCAGCUACUCAUCAGGAAACUGAGGUUGAGUGCUCGAAGUUCUCCGAUUCUGUGUGCAGAAACCAAACCACCAGCGCCAUGACGGCAACAUCUGCAGGACCUCCAGUCUCUCCUCAUGACACGUGGCUCAUCCUCAGUGUGAUAUCUUUCUCCGUCUUCCUGAUCCUGCUGCUCAGUCUGUCUCUCGCCCUGCUGGCCUGCAGAAAGCAGCACGGCAACAAGCACCCUGGUCUGAAUGUGCCCUGACUGGCGAGGCUGCAGCUCUGAAGGAAAAUCAUUCCACCGUCUCCUCAGCGUCCCUGCUGGAGGAAGCUGAUCCAGGUGCUGAUCCAAGUCCUCAUCCAGGUGCUGAUCCAUUUCCGGAUCCAAGUCCUCAUCAAGGUGCUGAUUCAAGUCCUGAUUCAGGUCCUGAUCUAGUUGCUGAUCCAGGUCCUGAUCCAGAUCGCCACAACCCAGGACCUAGGGUGAAAGAACAUCUGUAGUCCAGGUGUUGACCAGGCCCAGUCCAGUCUGACCGCCUGAGUACAGGUGAAGCUGCUUUAGUCCAGGUGUAGUUCAGGUCUAGUUGGUUUAGUCCAGGUGUAGAUGGUUUAGUCCAGAUGUAGUUCAGGUCUAGUUGGUUUAGUCCAGGUGUAGAUGGUUUAGUCCAGAUGUAGUUCAGGUCUCGUUGGUUUAGUCCAGGUGUAGUUGGUUUAGUCCAGGUGUAGUUCAGGUCUCGUUGGUUUAGUCCAGGUGUAGUUGGUUUAGUCCAGGUGUAGUUCAGGUCUCGUUGGUUUAGUCCAGGUGUAGUUGGUUUAGUCCAGGUGUAGAUGGUUUAGUCCAGGUGUAGUUCAGGUCUAGUUGGUUUAGUCCAGGUGGAGAUGGUUUAGUCCAGGUGUAGUUGGUUUAGUCCAGGUGUAGUUCAGGUCUAGUUGGUUUAGUCCAGGUGUAGUUGGUUUAGUCCAGGUGUAGUUCAGGUCUCGUUGGUUUAGUCCAGGUGUAGUUGGUUUAGUCCAGGUGUAGUUCAGGUCUCGUUGGUUUAGUCCAGGUGUAGUUGGUUUAGUCCAGGUGUAGUUGGUUUAGUCCAGGUGUAGAUGGUUUAGUCCAGGUGUAGAUGGUUUAGUCCAGGUGUAGUUCAGGUCUAGUUGGUUUAGUCCAGGUGUAGUUGGUUUAGUCCAGGUGUAGUUCAGGUCUCGUUGGUUUAGUCCAGGUGUAGUUGGUUUAGUCCAGGUGUAGUUCAGGUCUCGUUGGUUUAGUCCAGGUGUAGUUGGUUUAGUCCAGGUGUAGUUGGUUUAGUCCAGGUGUAGAUGGUUUAGUCCAGCUCUUGGUCCAGACAUUUCAGAAGCAGUCUAGCAUAAGCAGACCUGUGUCUUUUGUUAGCCAAUCAGAUGGAAGAACCUGUGUGCUGUGACCUCACCGUGUGCAGAGUGUCAUACAUGUAGUUUCUGUCAGAGACACGUUGUCUCCUCCUGCUGGUGGACUCUCCUCUAGAAGUCCUGCGGAUGUUCGGUUCUCCAGUUUCCCAGAAUGCACCUGUCUUCCUGCACAGUCGCAGCAGCCGAGAGGAAAAUCAGUGGAAUGAUCCUUUAUCUGUAUUCAUGUAUGUGUGAGACGUAACCAUGGUAACAGCUUAUUUGACAUUAGUUUACUGGGAUCACAGUAACUGCAGUCUACUGUAGCCAUGGUUACAGCAGUUAAACAUAACCAUGGUAACAGUUUUAUUCAUGUUUAUAUGAUCAUACAGCUAUGAUAUUUAGUUUAUUUAUGUUAUUAUUAACAUACAGCUGUUAUAUUUAGUUUUAAUAUUUUUAUUAUCAUACAGCUGUUAUAUUUAGUUUAUUUAUGUUAUCAUACAGCUGUUAUAUUUAGUUUAU